Molecule: messenger RNA, 1235 nt
Organism: Megalops cyprinoides (Indo-Pacific tarpon)
Lineage: Eukaryota; Metazoa; Chordata; Actinopteri; Elopiformes; Megalopidae
Product: ELAV-like protein 1
Exons: 7
Coding region: 173-1219 (348 amino acids)
Cellular component (GO): ribonucleoprotein complex
Molecular function (GO): RNA binding
Source: RefSeq, a predicted model, not a curated record
CGCAAAAAAACCUCUACCCCUGUUCGUUGUGUCACGAGAAGCUGCUCAACUUGAUUUGCUAACGGCGUCAGCGUCUGCCUUCAAGGAGCAGGUUACCUGUUCAUUUAUUUUUUCCCAAAAGCACCGGACUCACUAAGAAACAGGCAAGAUUUGGGGAUCUUGAAGUUUCUUCAUGGCCGUCAGAAGGGGACACAUUAGAUACUUAAAAGAGGUUUAUGACAUGUCCAACGGUUACGAAGACCACGUGGCCGACGAGCCAAAGGAUGCCAAAACAAACCUGAUCGUAAAUUACCUGCCGCAGAGCAUGACACAGGAUGAACUGCGCAGUCUCUUCAGUAGCAUCGGCGAGGUGGAGUCUGCCAAACUCAUCCGCGAUAAAGUGGCAGGUAAUCCUCAUGACAGCACCCGGAGACACAGUUUAGGGUACGGAUUUGUUAACUAUGUUAACCCUAGUGAUGCAGAAAGGGCAAUCAGUACUCUCAAUGGACUGAGACUACAGUCUAAAACUAUCAAGGUUUCCUAUGCCCGGCCGAGCUCGGACACCAUAAAGGAUGCAAACCUGUACAUUAGUGGGCUGCCCAAGUCCAUGACACAGAAAGAUGUGGAAGACAUGUUCGCACGCUACGGGCGCAUUAUAAACUCGCGCGUGCUCGUCGAUCAGGCCACAGGUCUGUCACGAGGUGUGGCCUUCAUUCGGUUUGACAAGAGGGCAGAGGCAGAGGAUGCCAUUAAGGACCUGAAUGGUCAGAAGCCCCCGGGUGCCUCUGAGCCAAUCACAGUGAAGUUUGCUGCGAACCCCAACCAGGCCAAGAACUCCCAGCUCCUCACACAGCUCUACCACUCCCAGUCCCGCCGGUUCGGGGGGCCAGUUCAUCACCAGGCUCAGAGGUUCAGGUUCUCCCCAAUGAGUGUGGAGCACAUGGGUGGCCUGUCAGGGGUGAGCGUUCCUGGAAACUCCACCUCUGGCUGGUGCAUCUUCAUCUACAACCUGGGCCAGGACGCGGACGAGGGUAUCCUGUGGCAGAUGUUCGGGCCCUUUGGAGCCGUCACCAACGUCAAGGUCAUCCGCGACUUCAACACCAACAAGUGCAAAGGGUUCGGCUUCGUCACCAUGACUAACUACGAGGAGGCGGCCAUGGCCAUCGCCAGCCUCAACGGAUAUCGCCUAGGGGACAAGAUCUUGCAGGUGUCCUUCAAAACCAGCAAGUCUCACAAGUAAAAAAAAAAAAAAAAAA